This is a messenger RNA of Pararge aegeria (speckled wood butterfly), 5224 nucleotides long. RefSeq names its product alpha,alpha-trehalose-phosphate synthase [UDP-forming] (gene Tps1). Gene Ontology annotation, molecular function: catalytic activity. The transcript is spliced from 11 exons. Gene Ontology annotation, biological process: trehalose biosynthetic process. The record is from RefSeq and is a predicted model, not a curated record. NCBI's taxonomy places the organism in Eukaryota, Metazoa, Arthropoda, Insecta, Lepidoptera, Nymphalidae. Gene Ontology annotation, cellular component: cytosol; alpha,alpha-trehalose-phosphate synthase complex (UDP-forming). The coding region runs from base 236 to 2725 and encodes 829 amino acids.
AAAGGCAACUGGCGCACACAAAAGAAACAGUCCAUAUUCGCUCUCCGCCGAUGAUGUUAAUCACUUAUGCGGACAAUAUCACACCACAAUAGAUCAUACAAUUCUGCCUGCGAUGACACAAAGCAAACCCGAUAAAGUGUCUCCGAUAUUUUAAAAUUCCCUCCAUUUUCGCCGCGCACGCGCGUUCUUACCUCUUUGACUGUGAUUGGCCGUGAAACGGAACGCACCGUUCAACAUGAGUGUAUUGCAAAACAGUGUUAGUGUCACUGUCAGUCGCUCUUCGUGCAAUAGCAAGGGGAGCAUGAUUGUUGUUUCGAAUAGGCUGCCUUUUAUUCUGAAGAGAAAUGAGAAAACCGGUGAAUUAGAGAGAAAGGCCAGCGCCGGCGGUCUGGUGACUGCUGUGGCGCCGGUGAUGAUCAGAGGGAGUGGCAUCUGGGUGGGUUGGCCCGGGAUACACCUGGACAACCCCAACGAGAAGAUCCCUGAAUCCGACCCCGAUGACAAAACGCCAACGGCUGGAUUGCUAUCCAGUAAGAUCGUUGCAAUUCAUUCCGAGCCCAAACUGUUCGACAGCUACUACAAUGGUUGUUGCAACGGCACCUUCUGGCCUCUGUUCCACUCCAUGCCAGACCGGGCGACGUUCAUCGUUGACCACUGGAAAGCAUACGUCAAAAUCAACGAGGAAUUUGCAAUGAAAACCAUACACGCUCUGAAGUUAUUGAAGGAAAAGAAAGAAAAGAAUGGGAAUGCACCGCCGAUUGUCUGGGUUCACGAUUACCAUCUCAUGUUGGCUGCCAAUUGGAUAAGAGAGCGUGCUGAAGAGGAUGAGAUAAAGUGCAAGCUUGCGUUUUUCUUGCACAUUCCUUUCCCUCCUUGGGACAUAUUCCGGUUACUUCCUUGGUCAGAUGAAGUUUUACAAGGCAUUUUAGGUUGCGACAUGGUAGGUUUCCAUAUAACAGAUUACUGCUUAAACUUUAUUGACUGCUGCCAAAGGAACUUGGGUUGUCGUGUUGACCGAAAAAACCUUCUGGUUGAAUUAGGCGGUCGUACAAUUUGCGUGCGACCUUUACCAAUCGGAGUACCUUUCGACAGAUUCGUCACAAUGGCUCAAAAUGCUAAGCCAGUACUUAAUAUGAGUCAGCAAGUAAUACUUGGAGUUGAUAGGCUAGAUUAUACCAAAGGAUUAGUACACAGACUUAAAGCUUUCGAAAGACUGUUAGAAAAGUAUCCAGAGCACAUAGAAAAAGUUGUGUUACUACAAAUAUCAGUACCAUCAAGAACAGAUGUGAAGGAAUAUCAGGACUUAAAGGAAGAAAUGGAUCAAUUAGUGGGAAGAAUUAAUGGAAGGUUCACGACACCGAACUGGUCUCCUAUUAGGUACAUUUACGGCUGCAUCGGUCAAGAACAGCUUGCGUCUUUCUACCGUGACGCUGCAGUGGCUUUGGUAACACCGCUUAGAGAUGGAAUGAAUCUAGUCGCCAAAGAAUUCGUGGCCUGCCAGAUUAACAAGCCUCCAGGAGUUCUUAUAGUAUCUCCAUUUGCUGGCGCGGGUGAGAUGAUGCACGAAGCACUUAUUUGCAAUCCUUAUGAGCUGGACUCUUGCGCUGAAGUUAUUCAUAGAGCACUUAUAAUGCCAGAGGAUGAGCGUACUGUCCGCAUGAACCACCUCAGGCGGAGGGAACAACUGAACGAUGUGGACAGCUGGAUGAAAGCAUUCCUCAAGGCCAUGGACUCCUUAGAAGAAGAGGAGGACGAUAUUGGUGCCACCUCCAUGCAACCUGUCACUAUUGAUGACUUCGAUGAAUACCUGUCCAAAUACAUCGGCUACACUCAGAAGUUGGCUCUCCUACUGGACUACGACGGAACUCUCGCGCCGAUCGCACCACACCCAGACCUCGCUACUUUACCACUCGAAACCAAGAACACCCUUCAACGUCUUUCUAACAUGUCAGAUGUCUAUAUAGCCAUAAUAUCCGGGAGAAACGUCAACAAUGUCAAGGAAAUGGUGGGCAUAGAAGGCAUCACUUACGCCGGUAACCAUGGCUUGGAGAUCUUACAUCCCGACGGCAGCAAAUUCGUGCAUCCCAUGCCUAUGGAACUGCAAGACAACGUCGUCGAUCUGCUAAAAGCUUUGCAAGAACAAGUAUGUAGAGAUGGUGCUUGGGUGGAGAACAAGGGAGCCCUCCUGACGUUCCACUUCAGAGAAACACCAGUGGCUAAACGUGCUGCUUUGGCUGAUCUGGCGAGAAAGCUCAUCACGGAUGCAGGAUUUGAGGCUGCGCCGGCGCACUGCGCUAUAGAGGCUCGACCGCCCGUGGAAUGGAACAAAGGUCGUGCAUCUAUUUACAUCCUAAGAACGGCCUUCGGAUUAGACUGGAGUGAAAGAAUCAGGAUCAUAUACGCUGGUGACGAUGUCACAGAUGAAGACGCCAUGUUGGCCCUCAAAGGUAUGGCAGCGACAUUCCGCAUAGCAUCAUCGACCAUAACGAAAACGUCAGCAGAAAGACGUCUCUCCUCCACCGAUUCAGUGCUUGCUAUGCUCAAAUGGGUCGAGAGGCACUUCUCCCGGCGCAAACCCAGAGCCAAUUCCUUAACGUAUAAAGGAGCUAGAAUGGCGCGUGAUACCCUUCAAAUGCAAAUGUCCUACCAUCUACCCACAAGGUCUCCAAGACAAACGCCUCCACGCACACCCGAAGUUAUAUCGAGCGGUUCGGAAUCGAGUUAAGCAAGAAGACUUAUCUAUGUAUUUUGUAUAGUAUCUAGCGAUUAUCAGAUGUAGUAAUUUAUUAGUUGCUAUUGAUAUAUGGUCAGGCGUAUAGUUCACAUAUUCUUGGCUAAAGCUUCAGUGCUCUAUCAUUGUAGCAUUCAUUUGUAUUCAAACUAUUUUUACGCUUAGCUAAAUAUUAGAUGACUACGAGACAUGGGGAAUUAUAAUGCGCGAGAAAUAUCUAGAUUAUCAAAAUAAAACAGGUUUUACAGAGAUAUUAUAUUCUUUUUGGUAAUCAGGUUCAAUCGCUCUAAUGUUUAUUGAAAAAUAUUUCGAAUGAUAAUGGCUCGCAUUUCUCAUUAGAUUCGUGGCUUUUAGUUUUAGAAGAGGUAUAGUAAACAAAUGUUUUACCAUUUAUUGAAAACUACCGGCAGAAAGACCUAAAAUAUAUUUUUUUUAAAUACUACUUUAUUAAAACAGAAUGUUACAAAAUUUAGGUUGCAAUUUUCGUAUCUUUUCUAAAUUGGGGUGUAUUUGGUAUCCAUGUUAAAGCGCCUUUUACACUACUCGUGAAGUGCUCUCAAAGCUGAUCGCAUUCCGCAAAAACUUGUUACUUUGAGCUCUCCCCAAAGUUUCACACUAGUGUAACUUUAGUUGACCUUGAGUCAGCCGCACGAUAGUACUUUUGUUGUUAUAACAUGAAUAACGUUCAAGAGACCGCUACUUUUGCGUGUUUUUCAUUCAAUGUUAAUUACAAAGGAAUUGGUUGACGUUUACAAUGCCCCAGAACAGAGUUAUUUGGUAAACCAGACAAAAAGCAUCCAUCAAACUGAAGAAUGCUGCGAACACCUCGCGAUGUGACACGAGGUUGCACGAAGCGAAUCGAAGAACCUAUCUAUACUAUUCCCCUCAGCCAACUUUGAUCAGAUUCAAGAGUAGUGUAGCAAGAGUUAGAAGAAUGUUUGAUUAGGGCUUCAUCAGCUCGAUGUGAUAGAGUAGUGAUAAUUUGUAUUUUAAGGCUGUUUAUUUUCGUAAGUUAUUUUUAUAAUAAUUUAUAUUAUGUAUGGUUUAUCAGCCCGCUUACAAUUUAAAUAACCAAACAAUUAAAAAAAAAAUUUUUUUUUGUUCGCCUGCAACUUAAAUAGCUCAUUCUCGGAUUUUCACACACUGACUUUUUUCGUCUUAAAACAGUGAACCAGUUAAUCUGUUCAAAGACUAUUUCACCUCUAAUGUUCUAAACGUUUACCAUAAAAUGGAGAAAAUCAGAAAAAGCUAGUAACAUUUCGCGGGCGAGACGUCAGACGUGCGCGGGGUGUUGUCACCGUUUUUGGAUAUAUGUCUUCACUCCAUGUCUUCAAUGCCUGAAUGCAGGUUGUGUAUGUUUUAAUUCUAUGGGGUCGAUGUUAAAAUAAUGUUUAUUAACGGAUACAAACUAUACAAAUUUAUGACGUAUUUAUAAAUUGAAGUCUCAUCUUGAAUAUUAUUAUAAUAGUGAGAAUAUUUUGAAAUUGAAUGCUCUGUUUUAGUGAUUUUCAAAUAUAAAAGUAUAAAUGACGCCAUUUUAGUUGCACACAAAAGUUAAUAGACUUCGACGAAAUAUGUAACCGUCCUUUUCCAUAUAAUAUUGCGGAAAGGAUUGCACCACGUUUAACAUCUUACUUGCAAAGUUUUGGGCGUCAAUUGCAUUACUAAAUUUUAAAUAUUUAUCAUAAAAGAACUAAUUUAUAAUCCGAUCGAUUAUAAGUUUGUAAACAAUCUAUUCUUGUAAGUUUCUUAGCGUUUAAACAAUAAAAAUUUACAUAUUAUUUAUAAGAUAAAAUGACAAUUGUGUCUCACUAGUUUUGAUGUUAACACUGUAUAAGAUAUUUGGUGUAAAAAUGUAAAUGUGUUUUAACCAAUUCAUUUUAUAAUAUAAACCCAAACAUCCAUACAUUUUUUAUAAAUGUGAAAUCGUGUGUUUGUUAGUUUGUGAAGAAAUUGUGCAGAUAUUUUUCAUUCUGGAAACGGUCAUAGAUAACUUUUUAGCUCCUGUAAAUAAACAAUGUCCAUGGGAUUUAUAAAAAUCCAAAUCUAAAGCUGAAGAAGUGAAAUUGCAUUCAUAUAAUGUCCAUGGCUGAUAUUUACAAAAAUCCGCUUCAAUUCAGUGUCUAUUGCCACAAAUAUUAAAUAAAGUCUGAUUCCUAAAUAAUUCCUACGGUAUUCCUUAUUUGGAGUACCUUUACAAAGUGACGUUAGUGCUGCCAGACGUUUUCGGCAUUUUGUACCAGAUUUUAUUUUUAAUCUUUCAUACACGUUCAGAAACUAUGGUAAGGUUUGUAGGUAUUUUCUAAUGUUAUUAAUAUUUAUUUAUUCUGGCAACACUAAAAGUCAUGCCACUAGUCUAGAUAUUCUUUUUUUAGUUUUAAAAGAUAUCAUGUAACAGAUCGUACUGAACUUCUCGAAUUUCAAUAUGUUACGUAUUUUUAGAUACAUUUUGUUUUAUUAAUGCAUUCAAUAAAAUAUACAACAGACGGAAAA